Molecule: messenger RNA, 993 nt
Organism: Chenopodium quinoa (quinoa)
Lineage: Eukaryota; Viridiplantae; Streptophyta; Magnoliopsida; Caryophyllales; Amaranthaceae
Product: protein FAR-RED IMPAIRED RESPONSE 1-like
Exons: 2
Coding region: 1-993 (330 amino acids)
Biological process (GO): regulation of DNA-templated transcription
Source: RefSeq, a predicted model, not a curated record
AUGAGGGCAAGGAAGGAGGCUAUGAAACGGUCCAAGGCCAUGGAGCUUUGUGGUACAGGUGGGGUUGUUAAUGGUGAAGUAGUGGAAGAUGUGAUGCAGCGAGGGAAAAAGACGUCCAAGAAAUGUGAAUGCGGCGCCAUGAUGUAUGAUGGUGUGGAUGAUGAUGGUCUUUGGGUCAUUCGGAAUUUUAAAAAUGAGCAUGAUAACCAUACACCUAAUCCUAGUAUGGCGAACUUGGUUAAGGAAUAUCGAAUGAAGCAUUUCACGUCCAAUGUGCGUAGGAACUUACAAAAUUAUUAUGAGGAAGGUCUCCCUAUAAGGCAGAUUCAUGGAUGUAUGGCUAUUGAGACUGGGUUUGAUAACCUUCCUAGUGUUAAGGACCUCCAACACGAGAUAUAUAAAGCAAAGAGGCUGAUGAUGGAAUGGGGUGAUGCGGCUACUAUGAUGGCGUACUUUGACCGUAUGCAAGCGGAUAAUCAAAAUUUCUAUCAUGCACAUCGACUAGAUGAAGAUAGUCGUCUCAAGGACGUAAUGUGGGUUGGCGCUCGUAGUAGGGUGGCAUAUCAAGAUUUCGACGAUGUUGUUUUCUUUGAUGCUACUUACCUAACAAACAAGUAUGAGCUAUCGUUUGCUGAUUUUGUAGGAGUAAACCACCACGGACAAUCUAUAUUGUUGGGUUGUGCCCUUGUAUCACAUGAGGAUUGUGACACAUACUCUUGGGUUUUUCGGCAGUGGUUGGCUUGUAUGGGUAACACACAACCCGGGGCUAUUCUAACAGACCAAGCUGCUGCAAUGCGCAAGCCAUUGGCACAAGUAAUGCCCAACGCGCGACAUCGUUGGUGCAUUUGGCACAUCUGGAGGAAAAUCCCAGAAAAGCUCGAAAAAUGUGAACAAUCUGCCUUUGCAUUGUUUGCAUCUGGUUGUUGCAUCUGUUUGCUUCAGAUAUGUCUUUACUUGGUUGCUUCUGUUUGUUGUUUAUCUGUACUUUGUUGA